This is a messenger RNA of Corapipo altera (White-ruffed manakin), 2106 nucleotides long. Its product is annotated as neuropathy target esterase-like. The transcript has 17 exons. Lineage: Eukaryota; Metazoa; Chordata; Aves; Passeriformes; Pipridae. The record is from RefSeq and is a predicted model, not a curated record. The annotation marks the transcript as partial.
GUGCUGGGGGCCAUCCUGGGCCUCGGCCUCACCGUCGUCGUCGUCGUCACGGCCGUCGUGGCUCUGCUGCACCGACUGCGCCUUAAGGAGGUGCCCGCCCAGGAGACCCCCCGGUACCGCUUCCGCAAGAGGGACAAGAUGCUCUUCUACGGCCGCAAGAUCAUGCGCAAGGUGUCCCAGUCCACGUCGUCCCUGGUGGACACCACCAUCUCCAGCACCUCCCGGCCCCGCAUGAAGAAGAAGCUGAAGAUGCUCAACAUCGCCAAAAAGCUGCUGCGCAUCCGGAAGGAGCAGCCGACGCUGCAGCUGAAGGAGCCGCCGCCGGCGGUGCUGGAGGCCGACCUGACCGAGUUCGACGUGGCCAAUUCCCACCUGCCCUCUGAGGUCCUCUACAUGCUCAAGAACGUCCGGGUGCUGGGGCACUUUGAGAAGCCGCUGUUCCUGGAGCUGUGCAAGCACAUGGUGUUCCAGCAGUGCCAGCAGGGCGAGUACGUGUUCCGGCCCGGCCAGCCCGACACCAGCAUCUACGUCCUGCAGGACGGCAAACUGGAGCUGCUGCUCACCGAGCCGGACGGGAAGGAGACGGUGAUGAAGGAGGUGUUCCCUGGGGACAGUGUCCACAGCCUGCUCAGCAUCCUUGAUGUCAUCACGGGCCACCAGCGGCCGUACCGCACGGUGUGCGCCCGCGCCGCCGAGGACUCCACCAUCUUGCGCCUGCCGGUCGAGGCCUUCUCCGCCAUCUUCGAGAAGUACCCCGAGAGCUUGGUGCGGGUGGUGCAGAUCAUCAUGGUGCGACUGCAGCGCGUCACCUUCCUGGCCCUGCACAACUACCUGGGCUUGACCAACGAACUCUUCAGCCACGACAUGCAGCCCCUGAGGCUCUUCCCCCAGCCCGGCCACCCCGCCCGCACCAGCCCCGUCCGGCACAGCAAGAGGGGCCUGGGCAGCGCCGAUGAGGGCCGGGAGCAGGCCGAGCUGCUGAAAAGUGCGGGGUUGGAGACCCCGGUGCCGCCGCCGCCGCCCCUGAGCCGCUGCAUCUCCAUGCCCGUGGACAUUUCUGGCAUCCAGAAGGGUCCCCGCUCCGACUUCGACAUGGCCUACGAGCGGGGCCGCAUCUCGGUGUCGCUGCAGGAGGACAGCACGGGGGCCAUGGCUGGAUUCACACGGUCGGUGUCCCACGAGCCCAAGGAGCGCAAGUCGGUGACGCUGGAGGAGCCCCCACCGGGGUCCCACCAGUCCAACUCCAGCGAGGACGAGGCGGGGCCGGGGCCGUGUCCCUUCGGGCCCUUCCAGGGCCGCCAGACCAACCUCGUCUUUGAGGCCGCCAAGCAGGAGCUGGUCAAGCUCAUGAAGGUGGAGGACCCCUCUCUCCUCAACAACCGUGUCCUGCUCCACCACGCCAAAGCCGGGACCGUCAUUGCCCGCCAAGGUGACCAGGACGUGAGCCUGCACUUCGUGCUCUGGGGGUGCCUGCACGUGUACCAGCGCAUGAUCGACAAGGCAGAGGACGUGUGCCUGUUCCUGACGCAGCCCGGCGAGCUGGUGGGGCAGCUGGCCGUGCUCACCGGGGAGCCCCUCAUCUUCACCAUCAAGGCCAACCGCGACUGCACCUUCCUCAAGAUCUCCAAGUCCGACUUCUACGAGAUCAUGCGGGAGCAGCCCAGCGUGGUGCUGAGCGUGGCGCACACCGUGGCCGCCCGCAUGUCGCCCUUCGUGCGCCAGAUGGACUUCGCCAUCGACUGGAUGGCCGUGGAGGCCGGGCGGGCGCUCUACAGGCAGGGGGACAAGUCCGACUGCACCUACAUCGUCCUCAACGGGCGGCUGCGCUCCGUCAUCCAGAAGGGCAGUGGCAAGAAGGAGCUGGUGGGGGAGUACGGCCGCGGGGACCUCGUGGGCGUGGUGGAGGCCCUGACCAGGCAGCCCCGGGCCACCACGGUGCACGCGGUGAGGGACACGGAGCUGGCCAAGCUCCCCGAGGGCACCCUGAACAACAUCAAGCGCAGAUACCCCCCGGUUCCCCCCCAGGCCCCCCCCGGGCCCCCCCCCAGACCCCCAGGUAUCCCCGGGUACCCCCAAGACCCUUCAGGUACCCCCCAGACCCCCCAG